Knipowitschia caucasica is the source of this 372-nucleotide messenger RNA. The record is from the annotation of a GenBank genome assembly. NCBI's taxonomy places the organism in Eukaryota, Metazoa, Chordata, Actinopteri, Gobiiformes, Gobiidae.
AUGAGAGGGCUGUUUAAGAUGGAGUGUGUCCUGUGUCCACUGCUCUCAGCUCUGCUUGUGCUGCUGAGUUCUUCUCCAGAGUGUAACGGACAAGACACAGUGAAGCAGGCAGCAGGAGAGGACCGAGUGAGAGAGGGACACACUCACACACUCAUCUGCCACUUUACAACCAACUCUUCUUAUCCAACUCUGUUCUGGUACAAGCAGGAAGGACGAGGUGCUCCAAAGUACAUAAUGAAGAUCUACAAGUAUACGGGAAACGUAAUAAAGUCUCCAGAGUUUGAUGAAUCCAAGUUUGGUGCUGAGCUCGUGGGGAACUCUUUGUCUCUGAAGAUGGAGGCUGUGGAUGUGACUGACUCUGCUGUGUACUAA